AUGGCGUACGAGGCGUCCGCGGACGACAGCUGGGCCCUGUACGCCCAGGAACAGCCCGAGCAGCGCGAUCCCGCCCAGUAUCAGCACCAUCAGCCCGUCUACUCCCUCCCCGCGCCUGACAAGGCGUAUCUCGCCAACUCCGCUCUCGAUGUGACGGACGGGAGGAGCGGUGCUGGCGUCGCGCCCGAGGAGCUGUACGGGUACGCGACGACGGCAGAGGGAUAUGCAGCACCGGCGUACACCUUUGCGCCGCAGCGAACGGCGAGCUACGGGACGACACCCUCGCCUGGUCUGCCCGCCCUCUCCCCGUCCUCCGCAACCUCGUUCUCCUCGUCGUCUUUCUCCUCGACGGUCUCGCCGUUGCAUCAUGGAUCCGCUGCGACGACGCCAGAGCUGCAGCGAAGCGCCGGGCUUUUGCCGCCGGCUCGGAUAGACGGCGGAGGAGGCGAAUACGCUUCCCAGCAGGAUGUUCGGGACGGAGGCUUCUUUGCGUCGGCGCAGGACUCGUACAUGCAGCAGCAGCAGUGCGUUCAGUACGAGGGCCAGGCCGCGCAGUACCCGCCGUCGUCUUCCGCUUUUGUCCUUCCUCCCGCCGCUCCCUCGACACCUCGUCGGCAUCCUCCCGCCUCGCACCUCUAUCGCUCGCCUUCCGCAUACUCAGUCGCGUCGACGCCUACAACUUCGCCUUACCAUCGACCGUCGACGCCUCGUUCCGCCGUCGCUCGUCGCCGAUCUGUCGACGGGCUGGCCGAAUCGCCGACGAAGCGAGCAUCACCUCGCAAGGUACAGGCGGUGACGACGUCGGUUGACGCGAACGGAACCCCGACGAAAACGGUGAGGCGCGUCGCCAGGCUGAGCAUCGAAGUCCCGCCGGCGGCUCAGCGAGGGAUUGCUCCGCUCUCCGCUCCGCCCAAUUCACUCCCGUCGCCUGCGUGGUCAACCGCACCUCCGCCUCUUCCGCCUCCACCCUCUUUUACCGUGCAGUCUGAGCCCAUCGCGUCGUCGUCCGCGUCGUCGCCGGCGGAUCAGGUCCUUUCGGAGGCAGCGGUUCGAGAGGUCGAGCAGCUCCUCGGCGAGCUAGGCCCGAUUCUGGAGACGGGCGUCUACGAGCAGCCUGGAGGUGCGAACGACGAGUCGUACAUCCAGCUUUCGCCGCGAGCUCAGGCGAGAAUGCCGGGCGGAUCGUACGCUCAGGACGGACGGGCGCCGCCGAUGAGCAUAUCCAUCUCUGGCGUCACGCUGGGCGAGGAGGACCUCGCGCUUCUCGAGGACCCAUCGUUGACCAGCGACGUGUACGACUCGCCCUCUCGGUCGUACCCGGCUUCAGCGUCUGCAUGGCGGACUACUUUCGACCUUCCUCCCGCUCCGCCUCCGCCUGUCCCUCCUUUUCCGCACGCUCACUACACCUCGUACAACGACCAGUACCUCUCGCCAACGAAGCCGGUCUCGACGUACACUCUCUCCCACUCGUCCAGCAUGAACUCGCUCGCGCUUCCGCCGAACCCGCACCAGCGCGCCUAUUCCGCUCAGGGCCACCUCCCCCGAUCGGUGUCUUCUCAAGAUCCCUUCUUGUCGUCGUCUCCGCCUCGCGCCUCUUCCUCCGUCCUUCGCCGCAGGUCGAGUGUCGACUCGGUCAACCUCGCCGCUUCGUACGGCCGCCACCCCUACCCUCCGCCUCUUCCUCAGCAGCAGCAGCCGCCGCAACAACCCUUCCCCGCCGUCCUGCAGCCUGCACCUCCGCAAGGCGUCGCGAGACCGUCGACUCCGCCGCCUAAACCUGCGCAGGCGAACAGCAAGUCGCCUUCGAAGACGACACCGAAGCGCAAGCGUGGCUCGCCAACUAAGACGAAGCAGCCGGCUGCCAUGUUUAUCAACUACUCGUCCCAGGAUGCUAAAAAGCUCUUGAGCGGUGUCGCGCCUUCCGGCUCGUCGAAGAAGAAGCGUGAGGAAGACGAGGCUCGCCAGCGAGCGCUCGAGGAGGCGCAGGCGCGCGGAUACGCAGCCGGCAUCGCAUCUGCCUCACCCGUCUCUGUUGCGGCGUCGAGGUCCUCCAGCAGCGGCAGCGCCGUCCAGUGA
Messenger RNA from Rhodotorula toruloides NP11, 2076 nucleotides. RefSeq lists its product as uncharacterized. NCBI's taxonomy places the organism in Eukaryota, Fungi, Basidiomycota, Microbotryomycetes, Sporidiobolales, Sporidiobolaceae. The coding region runs from base 1 to 2076 and encodes 691 amino acids. The transcript is spliced from 2 exons. The record is from RefSeq and is a predicted model, not a curated record.